Molecule: messenger RNA, 1428 nt
Organism: Gastrolobium bilobum
Lineage: Eukaryota; Viridiplantae; Streptophyta; Magnoliopsida; Fabales; Fabaceae
Product: pto-interacting protein 1-like
Exons: 8
Coding region: 183-1268 (361 amino acids)
Biological process (GO): protein phosphorylation
Molecular function (GO): ATP binding; protein kinase activity
Source: RefSeq, a predicted model, not a curated record
AUUACCAAAUCAUCAUUUCAAUUCCAGCAAGUCAAGAACUUCGACCGCUUUAUCCUACGCACUCCUCUCUGCUUAUCCUGCGCAUAUUUCACCGGUUUCGGAGCCGAGAUCUACAACUACGUUCUCAGCGCUUUCACUUCUCAACUACGCAAUAUUCCUAUCGGAUUUAAGCAGAAAGAAUCAUGAGUUGUUUCAGCUGUUGUGAAGAAGAUGAAUUCCCAAAGAGUGCCGAAAGUGGAGGACAGAAUGUGGUAAAAAACUCAGCAGGAAAUGAUGGAAAUUAUCAUGCGUCAGAAACUGCAAAGCAGGGUGCUCAAACUGUUAAAAUUCAGCCCAUUGAAGUUCCUGAUAUACCGGUGGAUGAACUAAAAGAUAUUACAGAUAGCUUUGGAGAAAGUUCUCUGAUUGGAGAGGGAUCCUACGGAAGAGUAUAUCAUGGUGUUCUUAAAAGUGGGCAGGCUGCAGCAAUCAAGAAAUUAGAUGCCAGUAAACAGCCCGAUGAGGAAUUUUUAGCCCAGGUUUCAAUGGUUUCACGGCUGAAGCAUGACAAUUUUGUUCAAUUACUUGGUUAUUGUGUUGAUGGAAACUCCCGAGUUCUUGUGUAUGAGUUUGCGUCUAAUGGGUCUCUACAUGAUAUUUUACAUGGCAGAAAAGGUGUUAAAGGAGCACAGCCUGGUCCUGUUCUGACGUGGGCACAGAGAGUUAAAAUUGCUGUAGGGGCUGCAAAAGGGCUUGAGUACUUGCAUGAGAGGGCUGAUCCCCACAUUAUCCACCGGGACAUCAAGUCAAGCAAUGUACUAAUCUUUGAUGACGAUAUUGCUAAAAUUGCAGAUUUUGAUUUGUCAAAUCAGGCUCCUGACAUGGCAGCACGUCUUCAUUCCACCCGUGUCCUUGGAACCUUUGGUUAUCAUGCACCAGAAUAUGCAAUGACUGGGCAAUUGAAUGCUAAGAGCGAUGUAUACAGUUUUGGUGUUGUCCUUCUUGAACUUUUGACUGGAAGGAAGCCUGUUGAUCAUACACUACCACGUGGGCAGCAGAGCCUGGUUACUUGGGCUACACCAAAACUCAGUGAGGAUAAAGUCAGACAGUGUGUAGAUGUAAGACUAGGAGGAGAUUACCCGCCCAAAGCUGUGGCUAAGAUGGCUGCUGUUGCUGCGCUGUGUGUGCAAUAUGAAGCUGAUUUCAGACCAAACAUGAGCAUUGUAGUCAAAGCUCUUCAACCUUUGUUGAAUGCAAGACCUGGACCUGCUGGUGAAACACCAAACUAGUCUGUCUAUAUCUCUUUCUAUCUUUAUCUGUGAGUAUGUGCACAGUGUGCACUCAAAAUAUAAGUGACUGCUUCAGAAGCUGAUGGUAAAUUGCUCGAACAUGGUUAUAUAUUCCAUUGUUUUCACUGCAUUCAUUUUGUUCAUAAUCCAUGAGGUUUAC